UCUCCAGAAAGAGAUAUUUUGAGAAAAUACAAAUCUGAAAAGGAAUCAUCGGAGACACAGAAUAGCUUAAUUAAUAGCUUAAUUAAUAGCAGAUAUUUGUAUUUCUCCCUUUUCGUAAUAGUAAUAUAUAUAUUAUAUAUAUUAGAUAUAGGUUCAUUUAUAUUACUUUUAAAAAAGAAUGAAGUCACAGCACAGAAGCAAACACAGUCCAUAAAUAAUCCUACUUUACUAUUAUCUGAAUCAAUCAAAAACAUCAAGGAAACAUUUUCCAAUCAAGAAUCAUAUAUCUGGAAUGAUAUUUCAUCUGCAAUAAACGAAGUGAAAUCAAGAACUCCCAAGGUACCCUCGAUCAUUCUGCUAUUUGCAAAAGAAACAACCACAAUGGAUUGUUUAGCUACUAAAUUGGCAGAAAUGAGCAGAGAUAUUUUACAUGCAGACGAAUAUCUGACAUUUAAGCCAGAAAAUGUUGGAAACGAUGCUGGCGAGAUUAUUAAUGAAUUAAACAAACUUCCUCUAGAAAAAAAGAAGGUUGUGAUGAUUAAGGACAUAUUGAAUAUUAAUACAGAAGCAAUAAAAGAUUUACAUAAUUUAUGCGAUAGACAUAACCCGUUAGUAGCUGAAGAUCGGAAGA
Molecule: messenger RNA, 631 nt
Organism: Wasmannia auropunctata (little fire ant)
Lineage: Eukaryota; Metazoa; Arthropoda; Insecta; Hymenoptera; Formicidae
Exons: 2
Source: RefSeq, a predicted model, not a curated record